AUGGAUGUGGAGAGGAAGUAUCGUGUCGUCUCUUGUGUGACAUGGGUUCACAGAAGGCGUUACACAUUGACGGUAGAAGGUAUUGGUUCGCAGAGGGUAACUUCUUCGCGCGGACAGACGACUCUGGUGAUGCGAUCAUAUCACGAUGCAGAAUUUGAGUGCCGUUUGGAUGCGCACAUUUUGCCUAGUAUAACUUCGACGAUUCCCGCAUCUCCAAUUGACACGAGCGGGUACAAACACUUACAUAACAUACCACUGGCUGAUCCGACAUUUCACACGCCAGGAAGCAUCGAUGUACGUAUUGGAGCGGACAUCAUGGGCAUGCUUCUCCUGGGUGAAACUAUCACUGGUGGGCCUAAGCAGCCGUGCGCUCUCCAUACGCGUCUCGGUUGGGUCAUAUGCGGACCUACAUCGCCACGCUGUGCGUCACUCCCCGCCUUGGGCACACCGACCGAAUGUGUUACCGAGGAGGAGCGACUCGAUGAGAUUCUUCAACGCUUCUGGGAACUGGAGGAGGUUCCUCGCCCCAAAACGACCGAUGACAUUUGCGAGGAGAUUUUCCACCGAACCGUAUCGCGCAAGAGCAAUGGCCGAUACAUAGUGCAGAUCCCAUUUUCUCCGGAUGCGCCUGCACUCGGUGAUUCCUACGGCAAGGCGCUGGGCCACUUUUUCAACCUUGAGAGGCGUCUGAGGGGUGAUGAUGACUUGCGCCAGAAGUAUGUUCAGUUUAUGCGCGAGUACGAGACGCUCGGCCACAUGGAGAAGAUCACGCUACAACGAGAUGAUCCAUCCCACGCCUACUUUAUACGGCACCAUGCUGUCACCGCGAAAUUCCGUGUGGUCUUCAACGCUUCGGCGAAGAGCAGCAAUGGCGUCUCCUUGAACGACACUCAGCUGGUUGGGCCGGCAGUUCAAGAUCCACUAGUUGACAUCCUCUUACGCUUUCGUCGAUUCCGCGUAGCUGUCACGGCUGACAUCGAGAAGAUGUUCCGGCAAAUCGAAGUGGACUCCAGGCAUCGAUGUUGGCAGCAGAUCCUCUGGUGCGAAAGCCCUAAUGACCCGCUCCGUGCGUAUCAACUGAAGACUCUCACCUACGGUAUGGCUUGCAGCCCUUAUAACGCUGCUCGUGUUCUGAACCAGUGCGCCAUUGACAACCAAAUCGUGGUUCCUGAUGCUAAUCGAGCUGCAGCUGCACGGGACAGUAUCUUACGCAACUUUUAUAUGGAGGAUCUCCUGGAUAGCGCUGACACGCCAAUUGAAGCAAUCACGUUAGCGCGAGUCGUUUCCACAAUAUUGUAA
Rhagoletis pomonella (apple maggot) is the source of this 1299-nucleotide messenger RNA. RefSeq lists its product as uncharacterized. Bases 1 to 1299 code for a protein of 432 amino acids. Lineage: Eukaryota; Metazoa; Arthropoda; Insecta; Diptera; Tephritidae. The transcript is spliced from 2 exons. The record is from RefSeq and is a predicted model, not a curated record.